GUCUCUCAAACAAAAUUGUUCAUUAAAAUUAUUAUUUUUCUUUGUGUUUGCUACUUUCCUCAUCAACAGAGGCAUAUUUUAUCAAAAUUUUCAUCUCUGAUCGGCACCUUGAUAACUCUUUCCAAUAUGGUUUGAAAACUCUGAUCUCUUGCUUCAUCAAUCAUCAAAUCAUUGCAUCUAUCGAUUGAUUUUUUAUUUUAAAUGCAUUUAUAAAGAUUCAAUAUGUAUCCUACAAGAAGACCUCCUCCAUUCUACACCCCUAGUAGUACAGCUGAAAGAUCAGCCAAUCCUAAUUUGGGGUAUCAAAGCAAAGUUCGAGUUAUUGAUCGAUACAAAGUCAUCGGCUUCAUUAGUUCUGGUACAUAUGGACGAGUUUACAAAGCAGUUGGGCGAGAUGGACGACCUGGGGAAUUUGCCAUCAAAAAAUUCAAACCAGACAAGGAAGGGGAACAGAUCCAAUAUACGGGUAUCUCACAAUCAGCAGUUCGAGAGAUGGCAUUGUGUUCAGAAUUGAGUCACAUGAACGUCAUCCGCCUCAUUGAGAUUAUCCUCGAAGACAAGUGUAUCUUCAUGGUGUUUGAGUAUGCCGAACAUGACCUUCUCCAAAUUAUCCACCAUCAUACCCAACCUACCCGCCAUCCCAUUCCUGCUCCAACAGUUAAAUCCAUAAUGUUCCAACUUCUCAAUGGCUGCCAGUACCUUCAUGCAAAUUGGGUACUUCAUCGUGAUCUCAAGCCCGCCAAUAUCAUGGUAUCUUCCGCAGGAGAAGUGAAAAUUGGCGAUUUGGGACUUGCUCGACUUUUCAACAAACCAUUACAUUCGCUAUUCUCUGGUGACAAAGUUGUAGUUACGAUAUGGUAUCGAGCCCCGGAACUCCUACUGGGUUCAAAGCAUUACACACCGGCUAUUGAUAUGUGGGCUAUUGGGUGCAUUUUUGCUGAACUUCUCUCUCUCAGACCAAUCUUUAAAGGCGAAGAAGCGAAAAUGGAUAGUAAGAAAACGGUACCAUUCCAAAGGAAUCAAAUGCAAAAGAUUGUCGAUAUAAUGGGAUUACCAACCAAGGAAAAAUGGGCACAUCUAGUACAUAUGCCGGAAUACUCACAACUCUCCACACUCUCAGCCAGUGGACAUGCAAAAGCUGGAUACUCAAGUUUGGAGAAGUGGUAUUAUCAAACCAUCAAUUCAUCUCCUACCUCGGUCCCAGUAUCGAAUUCAAGUUUGGGUGGUGAGGGGUACAAGCUAUUGAGCAGCUUACUUGAAUAUGACCCUGAAAAACGAUUAACAGCGCAAGCAGCAUUAACACAUCCAUUUUUCAGCACAGGGGACAAAGUUAGUGCAAACGUCUUUGAGGGGGUCAAAACAGAAUAUCCGCACAGGAGGGUUAGUCAGGAUGAUAAUGAUAUUCGAACGGGAAGUCUACCUGGCACAAAGAGAAGUGGGUUGCCGGACGAUUCAAGACCAGCGAAAAGAUUAAAGGAAUAAGUCUUGGAAGAUCAUUGGAUCUAUGCAGGGUAUCAAUCUUAUCAAUUGAAUGUUCUUUGAGGAUCUCAGCAUUGGGGAAGGUACUAUUGUUACAAUGGUACGUAACGAUGGUACCUUCGGAUCCCUAGAUCGGCAGGGUUCGAAUUUCAAAAGCAUACUCGUAAAACCUGGAGGGGUUGGAAAAUCAUGAAAAAAUUGCACAGCCACAAUGCGAUUUUGUUGAUUUUGCUGGCAAUUUUUGGAGGGAUCCCCAAGCGAGCACUCCAUUGGCAUGAAUUGAUAUAAUAACUCAUCAAAACUAAGUUUCGAAAACUCAGCAUAAUGAUGGGAAACGCUUCGGGUUAUUUUUUUGAUGAUCAUCAUAUGAUGACGAUGACGAGGGGCAUAAUCUGGGCAUCUAUGUUGAAUGAAUAAAUGCAGCAGAAAUGACUUAUAAGUCAUAUUCUUCUC
This is a messenger RNA of Botrytis cinerea B05.10, 1932 nucleotides long. It is a transcript of the gene Bcssn3, whose product is annotated as Bcssn3. Gene Ontology annotation, molecular function: RNA polymerase II CTD heptapeptide repeat kinase activity; ATP binding; cyclin-dependent protein serine/threonine kinase activity. The record is from RefSeq and is a predicted model, not a curated record. Lineage: Eukaryota; Fungi; Ascomycota; Leotiomycetes; Helotiales; Sclerotiniaceae. The coding region runs from base 223 to 1482 and encodes 419 amino acids. Gene Ontology annotation, biological process: protein phosphorylation. The transcript has 3 exons. Gene Ontology annotation, cellular component: mediator complex; nucleus.